Hyla sarda is the source of this 1978-nucleotide messenger RNA. RefSeq names its product ermin (gene ERMN). The coding region runs from base 202 to 924 and encodes 240 amino acids. The transcript is spliced from 3 exons. Lineage: Eukaryota; Metazoa; Chordata; Amphibia; Anura; Hylidae. The record is from RefSeq and is a predicted model, not a curated record. Gene Ontology annotation, cellular component: cell cortex; internode region of axon; paranode region of axon. Gene Ontology annotation, biological process: regulation of cell shape; morphogenesis of a branching structure; actin filament organization. Gene Ontology annotation, molecular function: actin filament binding.
CUAAGGGUGGAGGACAUCUCUGCAAGUGCAAUAUCCCCUCAUAAUGUCAUUCGGAUGUUAUACUUUUAACCCCGAGAUCUUACCAGAAGAUUACUAAGCCUGAUAACCAUCCUGUGGUCUUCAGCUUUACCUGCUGACAACAUCUCGCGCAGUUGUUUCCUUUUGCUGCUGGAUUUACAAAUCACCUUGAAGACGUCCAUUAUGGCAGAAGAAGCCCAGGUCUCCGAAUGUAACGGGAAUGAAAAGACCGAAAUAAUUUCCGUACAAGUGACCGAUGUUAUCGACCAGAAUGGCUCCGCCAUUAAAAGUAAGGCCAGUCAAGGAAACUCAGGGUUUAGCAGUGGAAGUCCUGAUGUUCUCCUCGAAGACAAAAUGAAUACACCAGCUUUGGAUCUAAAUGACAAGAAUGAAGAAGAGGAAAAAAGAGAGAACAAUACUAUUUCGGGAAAAAUCCCAGAUGUGUUAGACAACCAUAAGAAAGAGCCUGAAGACUCCAAGGAUGAAGAAUGUCAAACAAGAGUAGAAAUUGAUGGUGACCCAGCUCCACUUUCAAGUUUAGAAGACGUAAAUAAACAGGACGAAGAUCAAGAUGGCGGUAUACCGGAAACGCCAGACAUCUUACUGUAUCAGCAUAGCCACCAACCGAGCGAAGCUGGCACAGAAGAUACAGAGGAAGAAAAUACGUCCAUAGAGACCGACACCGAAUACGGGGAUGGGUUAUAUGAUGAGCAAGACAAUGGACCCCAGCAGGCCCUAGCGGUUAGUCCAAGCGGCAGACAUCUAGAACCUAAUGAAAUAGCUGGAAACAGACCAGAUAUCUCCAGAAACAGCUACUCCAGAUAUGACACUGUAUCGUACCGCAAAAUCCGGAAAGGAAACACGAAGCAGCGGAUUGAUGAGUUUGAGUCCAUGAUGAAUCUGUAGUGACAAUGACUUAUACUUACAAAAACCGCCAUUACUAAACCGGAGGAAAUAUGUGAAAAUUCCUUAAGUGCCUUGACCCAGAUCUGAGCAUCUUUUUGCCUCAAUACAUCAAAUGACGACAACAAAGGGUAUAAAAACUCUCAAUAGCCUCGAAAUGGUUUAAACAUUUAAUAAAAUUUAGUACUAGUUACAAGAUCCAUAUUGAUGAAGACAUUGCACCAUUGUCCUGGAAUCUACCUACUAUUCUUCUGAUGAUAUUAAUAUUUGACCCCCCCUUCUCCCCCAAUACUACUAUACUCUCUCGUUACUAACCCUAAAGGAAAACGGUCAUCUGUUCACCUACAUUAAACCCAAUACACCUGUGUGGGUGAACAGGAGACCGAUGAGGGGGUUAAUGGGUUAAAUACAUACCUGCACUCCGGAGAUCUGUCCCUCCGAAGAUCUUCUUCCAUCUUCAGUGAAUUGCUCUCUGGAGGCGGGCCCGGCAGCUCAAUUUGCAUAUUCAUUGUGUCGGGUGAAUAUUCAUAUUGAGCUGCCGGGCCCCCUCCAGUGUGCAAUUCACUGAAGAUGGAUGCCGAUUUAACCCAUUAACCCCUCAUCGGUCUCCUGUUCACCCACACUAUAACCAGGUGUACUGUGAUCCCUCAACUUACAAUGGCCUCAACAUACAAUAGUUUCAACAUACAAUGGUCUUUUCUGGACCAUCGUAACUUGAAACCAGACUCAACAUACAAUGUACAGACAGUCCAGAUCUGUGAAACGUGUCACAACUGGAGGAACUGACCAAUCAGAAUGGGCAUUCACUGGUAAAUCACCUCUAUUACUGAAGCAUGUGCACUCACUGGUAUCUGGUAGUGCCCCCUACAGUACAGGGAACUAGGGAACCAGGGAACUACAAGUUCUGUACUACUCCUUACCUGUGCCAGGUUUAGCUGCUGCUUUGGACACCAAGUAAGGACGGCUCCAUUUGGGACACUGUGUGUACUGUAUUGGACCCUGAAGACGCUCCUGCCCCCUACAUAAACCAUUGUUUCCCAACCAGGGUGCCUCCAGC